AUGGAUGGAUAUAUACCUAUUCUAAAUCCAGAACAAAUCACGCCUGAACGUGAUCGACACUCCCAACGCGAGCAUGACAGGCUCAAUCGACUUCAAAUGACUUCUCCUACCAGGCGCAAUCGUCGUCGUGCUGCCCAUGAUAAUCAGGACAGGCCUCUGCCUCCUGCACCACAGCCAAAUUUCAUGCCGGCUAAUGUGCCACAAGCAGGACCCGUUCCACGACCUUUUGCUUGGCAACCUCCCCCUCACUUUCCCUUCCCUAAUCAUCUGUGA
Molecule: messenger RNA, 273 nt
Organism: Suillus fuscotomentosus
Lineage: Eukaryota; Fungi; Basidiomycota; Agaricomycetes; Boletales; Suillaceae
Exons: 2
Coding region: 1-273 (90 amino acids)
Source: RefSeq, a predicted model, not a curated record